This is a messenger RNA of Daphnia pulicaria, 608 nucleotides long. RefSeq names its product UPF0488 protein CG14286-like. Bases 95 to 586 code for a protein of 163 amino acids. The transcript has 4 exons. Lineage: Eukaryota; Metazoa; Arthropoda; Branchiopoda; Diplostraca; Daphniidae. The record is from RefSeq and is a predicted model, not a curated record.
CCUGUUUGGCAGUCAACAAUUCAACAUCGUGAGUUUAUACAUGAGAUAUCGUCAGUUAUUUGAAAACGUGUGGUCAAUAGCCUUACUUUAAAUUAUGCCUCCAAAGCGCUUUCCUAAACGCGAGCCAGUAGGUAGAAAGCCUCCUGCUGUUGCAAGACAAAAUUUAGAUAUUCCUGUAGUUGGAUCAUCAGAGACUCCCGAUGAUCAGAUUCAGAAAACCGAAGAAGAACUUAAUUUUUGUAUUCACCAACUGAAGCUGUCAUUGAACUCAAAAAAAUUAACUCCCAAACAAAUUGAUGCAAUUAAAAAGGAUGUCACCAUUCUUGAAAAUCCACAAGAGUUGAUGGUGAAAAAGAGAUGCAUUAUGAAAAUGAGUCUAGGGGACUAUCGGAAAAAGAUGGAAAUGGAAAAACAAAAGGUUCCCUUGGGGUUACGAAAUGCUGCUAUAGGAACGGCUUCAACAAGCACUGGUCAGUUUAUGAGGAAAUCCCACCUUGUUAUUGAUCAAGAAAAUAAAGAUAAAUUUUCUUUUCAGCAUUCUGAUAAUAGCUUUAGGUUCAAUUUUGAUAGUGGUCAAAAGGAAUGAAUAAAUAUUGUACAUUCAACUA